Caenorhabditis remanei is the source of this 930-nucleotide messenger RNA. RefSeq lists its product as uncharacterized. NCBI's taxonomy places the organism in Eukaryota, Metazoa, Nematoda, Chromadorea, Rhabditida, Rhabditidae. The record is from RefSeq and is a predicted model, not a curated record. Bases 1 to 930 code for a protein of 309 amino acids. The transcript is spliced from 4 exons.
AUGAUUACAAGAAUCCUCUUCAACAUUCUGAUACUUGUUUCUCUCAGAAAAUGCAUGAUUCAAAAUCAGAAACCGUUUUGGUUAUCAGCAGAUAUUGAUAGUAUAGAAUGGCAGGAAGGGUGUCUUACAACUGUUUUAUGUUCGCACCCAAGGUUUCAACUUCUAAAAGACCUUCUCCCAAUAUCAGAAAGAGUGUCUAUCAGCUGGCCAGUCACUGAACAAUUCCUUGAGCACACAGUUGCUCCAUUCAUCUCUUAUUGGCCAUCUGGAAGAAUUGAAGAUGUCUCUCUAUCUGCUCAAGUUGUUGGAGUUGACACAACAUACGGAUUCCCGAGAACUUGUGAUCAGACACCUGCUGUCAGAAUCUUCCCAGUGGAUAUCUAUGGAUUGACACCAGAAUCAGCUGAAAAUAAGACGAUUCAUUUGAAAGCAAAGUGCUUUGAAGCCACGAUUACAGUGACCAAACACGUAGAGAGGUGUCCAUGGUGUCCUGAUCCACGAGAAGUUUUAAUUUCGAAUGAAAUUCCACAACAAAUAAACCUCCAGCAAUCAGCAUUAGAGUCUGGAAUUCAUUCAUUUGUUGGAAUGUUUUAUAAAUCGUCAACUUCUGAGUCACUUCAAGUUGGAAUAUGUCUUCUUGCUGCUCUCGCAUUCUUUUCUUCUUUAGCAUUUUCGAUAAUGCUUGUAGUUUAUUUGAAGUCAAAAAAAUCAACAAGAAGGAACGUCAGUGUCAAUGUUCAACCACGUCUAAUUCCAUGUAACAGUCACUGUGAAGAUUAUGACACGAGAUACGACCUACCUUGGGAUCAACAACGUCCUUUGACCUACUGGAUGUCCAAAUCUACAGUAACCUCUCCAACUUCCAUGAGAUCGGAAGGAUAUCAAACCUACCGUAUCCCACCUCCACCCAACUUUUCUCCACCGGUCUGA